This is a messenger RNA of Histoplasma mississippiense, 1167 nucleotides long. RefSeq lists its product with no specific name. Gene Ontology annotation, cellular component: mitochondrion. Lineage: Eukaryota; Fungi; Ascomycota; Eurotiomycetes; Onygenales; Ajellomycetaceae. The transcript is spliced from 6 exons. The record is from RefSeq and is a predicted model, not a curated record. Bases 1 to 1167 code for a protein of 388 amino acids.
AUGGCUGAAGGGAGGGGGUUUGGAAUGUAUAUUGUUAAUCCCAGGAAUACCCGAGUCUGCUGCAUUGCAUUUAACCCGCCGGGAAUGACACCGUUGACAGGCAAUAGCACUUCGUUGCCGAGGCUUGCCACUGCGAGUGACACCGUUGCGAGGGGAGCUCCUGACUUCCAUGUCGGAUACAGUUCGGGAUACAGUCGAAACCGACUGAGGGGACGGGAGCGCUGCUCUGUUAGGCUUUGGGUUGGUGGGCAGAUCGCCUGCUCGAUGCAAGCCGCCUUGGAUGGCAAACUCAUCACCGUCGAUAAACUCUUUGAUUAUACAAAUGGGAAUUUCCUUGUUAAUAAGAAUUUCCAAUUUGAACGGCGUUAUGUGAAGUUCGACCUGGAUGCUCUCUGCGAUGUCGCUGCCGCGGCAGGCGUCGAAGCAUCCCCCAUCAAGGCAGUUGAAAAGAUGGAAGGAGGUUUCAACAAAGCCCUGCUAAUGAAGAAAGAAAACGGGAUGGAAAUUAUUGCAAAAAUCCCGUGUCGCAACUCUGGACCAGCAGUGUACACUACCGAAUCAGAGCUCCCCGCGUAUUGCAGCCUCUAUCUCCGGGCUUUCUCUAGGGAUAUUCCAGGAUACAAGUUGCUUGGCUCGGAUGCCGGCCCCUCAACAUCAAACUUCGUGGGCCGCUCAGGAGACAGAUCAUUCAUCAUGGAUGGCUGUCAGGAAUGGGACGGCUCCAAAUUAGAUCCCGGACCAUGCGAUAUCAAUGCUUCCACUAUUUCUGCAAACACGAUGGCCUAUUUUCCUCGAGCCACCACAAGAUUAUGCUCGAGGAUUAGAUUUCAAAAGCCGGAGCUUCCUGACGAUUUCGAGUGGCUGGACUGGCGAGGUUUCCCUGGCCAUUGCCCAUACUCUUUUAGCCAAGAGGAGAUAGACGAGCAUGAUUCCCAGUUCAGGGAGUAUGAGGAUUGGCACAAGGUACAUGAGUUAGCGAGGAAAUGCUUGGAUACUGAUGAAGAUGGAUGGAUACCUGCCGAUAUGGAUAUCACGGAGAAACGUCAGCAAAGCCAAGAACAAUUGAACAUGUUCAUCAACCAGAUGGCAGCCGAAAAAUCCCUAGAAGAAGCGAGACGGAUGUGGCCUCUCGUUGAAAAUUGCCACUUCACCAAGAAAAGUCACUAG